GCGAUUAAAUUUAAUUAUAGUACAUACAUUUCAAAUAAGCUAGUUAAAUGUUCUGAUUAUUACUAAGUCAUAAGUUCUAGUUAAAUUAAGGAUAAAUAUUUUAAAAGUGAUAAAUUAAAUUGAACCAGUGAUGCAUUCAAAGAAGCACAUAAUUAACAUAUUUGUGAUAUUCAUCUAUGCAAUAAUAGGCCUAUCAAAUGCUGAAGAAGGCGAGGAGAGUGAAGAAUUACAAAGAAAAGUAGAAGAACUAUCUUUAGUACCCGAUGAUAAGGUAUUUAUCCAUUCCGUUAAUGAUUCAAGAAUGGUAACAUGUAUUGGAAAUGAUGUAAAAUGGAGAAGUGCAAAUGGAAGUUAUGUAGAUACUUAUAAUCAAAUGGAACGAAUACAUGUUGAGGAUUUCAGUUCGCCCUUUAGCGAUAAUCAACAAUUGAGAUUAAUUUUUAAGGAAAUUUAUGAAAUGGAUCAUGGGGAUUGGUCAUGUGUUGGAAUAUAUGAGGAAAAGUCGUUUACGUUAUUUGUCUAUGUUCCAGUUGAAUUUGUGCCAGUGCAGCAAUCGAUAACAGUCAAUGAACUUCAAAAUGUAAAAUUAAGUUGUGAAGCUCUUGGAAGACCGGCACCAGAAAUCAGUUGGAUGUUUAAUGGAAUACGAAUAGCUGAUACAGACGAAUCAACUUCAGAAAGUCGUCACAUACAGCUUUCAGACGGACUCUAUAUUAAGAACGUAACUAGAAAAGAUGCGGGAGACUAUACAUGCAAAGCAUUCCAACUAUCCUCAAAGCUGUCAUAUUUCAAAGAUCAGACAAUUCAACUUGAUGUUAAGUUUAAACCAGAAAUAUUGAAUACACAACGGACACUUUCAAAUGGAUUGUAUAAUUCAUCAUCGGGAAUCACUACAAAAUAUACAUUUUUAAAUGCUUCAGUAAUUCUGACAUGCGAAGUAAAUGGAGAUCCACAGCCUAAAAUUCUCUGGUAUCAUCGAGGAAAAUUGGUACACAAAAGUAACAUUGAACAUAAAAAUAACUUAUCAACUUUAAAAAUCCAUAUCCAUUCCAACAAAAGCUUUGAUGACUACAAAUGUGUAGCAAAAAAUGAUUUAGGUGACGCUGUAUCAUUAUUCACAGUAAAACCAGGAAUUAGACCUGAACCACCAACAAAACUAAAAUUGAUUGGAACUGGUGAUCAAGUCAUUGAUCUUGAUAUAGGAGCUAAGCAACCAAAUUUAACUGCAGAUAUUUUUGCAAUCACUAAGUAUAGAUUUGAAGUUAUGAGCAAGGAUGAUUAUGAUUAUGAGGGAGAUUGGAAAAACUACAAUAUAACAGAUGUUGAGGCACGAAGUAAUGUCACAUACUUGAUCACACAAUUAGCACCAAAUACAACUUAUUUAGUUCGGGUUGCAUCCAUAAAUCUUGUUGGAUUAAGUGAACGAACUGAAAUGCAAGAAUUCACAACUCUUGCUGAGGCGCCAAGAAAGACACAAAAUGAACCUGAUUCUGCUGUACAGAAUUUUUCAGGCUUUGGACUUGUGAUGCUGGGAGUUUUGUUAAAUUUGAUGUAUUAAUGCACUUACAGAUGAAUUUAGAUUAAUUAAAACAAGAUCAUUUAAAGUGGAUAUAAAUAAUUUGAUCAUGUAAUGCAAACAUUUCAACUAGUCAGAUGUCUGUUAACAAUUAUCUCGUUCAUAAGUAAUUUACUGAGUUGCACAUGAGCCCAACAAUAAUAAUAAAUUUACCGACUUUAAAUGUAUUACAUUGUUAUUAGCAAAGUAGCGACUGUAAAAUCUGUAUUGACUAUGAAUCAAUCCUCAUUGCACUUUACAUGCUGCUUACCGCAUGACCUUGAUAAUGAAACUAAAAACUUGUUUUCUGUAGGAACUUUAUGCUGAGCAAUAAAC
This is a messenger RNA of Chironomus riparius, 1891 nucleotides long. Lineage: Eukaryota; Metazoa; Arthropoda; Insecta; Diptera; Chironomidae. The record is from the annotation of a GenBank genome assembly.